Molecule: messenger RNA, 1874 nt
Organism: Spizellomyces punctatus DAOM BR117
Lineage: Eukaryota; Fungi; Chytridiomycota; Chytridiomycetes; Spizellomycetales; Spizellomycetaceae
Exons: 3
Coding region: 6-1874 (622 amino acids)
Molecular function (GO): protein binding; nucleic acid binding
Source: RefSeq, a predicted model, not a curated record
CCAGAAUGGCAAAUGCAAACAGCGAAAAGACAUCGUCGACAGCGCUGCACGCAAAUGGAGGACCGAUGACCUCGACAACAGCAGCCACUGUCACAAGUUCAUCUACUACUAAUCCCGAUGCUGAUUGGUCGCUCCAUCCGUCUGGGAAAUAUUACAUUAGCAAGUCAAGUCCAUGGUGCUACAGUGAGGCUUCUGGGUACUUUUACUUUGAUUCAAGCGGUAGGAUAAUAAAGCAAGAUGAAGAAUCCAAGCGUGAGGGAGAAACAGACACUGGGAAGGCUGCAAACGACGCGAGGGUCGAGCCAGUUGAACAGCCACAGUCUGGACCCAACAGCCGGGACGAAAAGUUCAGGAGUUCAAAGGGAAAGCUUUCAAUACUGAAGUUGGAAGAAGGGGAAAUUGGAGAGGAUGCGGAGACUGACAAAGUGGCGAAGGCCAUGGUCCGAAGUGGCUACAUACCGAUGGAAGACCGUCGGCACUACUACCACCCAGACACAGGCUACGUGUACGACACCUUAACCUCGUCGUAUUCAUUCUGGGACGAAGCGACCAAAUCGUAUGUACCUGUGCAAGACAACGGCCAGGCCGCUCCGCAGAGCAAUGCCAUGAUGAAACUGGUUGUUAUACAGUCGAAGCUCUUGGAGCCAGGUUCAAUUAUACUGGUGGAUGCAACGGGGCUAACAGUUGGGAGAGACAAAGCCUUUGAGCGACGUUUAGUCCUUAAUGAAAUCUCGGUUAGCCGGUUUCAUUGCACAAUUUAUGUCAACCGGAUAGUUGAGCCAUUGGAGCCUAUUCCAAAUCGGCAGGCUGUCGAAGAACAGGAACCGGACACUGAUGCAACCGUGGAAAAAGCGAAUGAGCGAGAACAGAUUGACUUUAGCAGUGCUCUAGAACGUGCUAAAGCGAUUGCUGCUAGACUGACGGCAGACCUAAAAUCACGCGACACAACCCCAAUUCGGUCAACGUCUCCAACCCAUGGAACCAAGCGUGUUUUUUCAGACGUGGAGGACUAUCGGUCCUCAUCACCCGCGGAUAGUUUCCGCAGCAACACAAAGAGAAGCAGAGCGGGACCGCGACCACCUGAAAAGCGAUUCAUGGACUGCUUUUUUGUAACGGAUGGAGGAUCAACUCAUGGGACAUUCAUAAACGGUGAGAGGUUGAGUCAACCAAAGAUGAGCAGCCAACCUCAUAGAUUACAACAUGGCGAUACGCUUGUAAUCGGCUCAACGACUAUGAAAGUGCACAUACACGCUUCCUGGGGAUGCGACGAAUGCCGAGUGACAUCCACAAAUGUGAUCAGUACCGAGCCAAAGUCAACACCGCCAAAGUCCGCAGACAAUAACACGCCGCAGACUACCAAAGGGGAAAAGACAAAAAAGGGCUCUCUUGAAGUAUCUCGACGCGAAGAACUCCGACGUCUAAAGCGUGAGGCACUAGGCGAAGACGCCGUUACAAAACCACGCGGCAAAAGGACGCAAUACGUUGACCGUGCUGCCAUGCGUCGAAAAAUGCAUGGUGUGGACGCAAGUGUCAUGGAGUUCCGGCAGGAGACUCAGGAGGAAUCCAGUACCCAUAGCUUUACGCCUUCUGUUCCAACGCCUACACACGCGACGCCUAUUACAGCUGCCGACCCUACCAACAUUGGGAGCCGGAUGCUGCAGAAGAUGGGCUGGACCGAAGGGCAAGGCUUGGGUGCUAGCGGGGGUGGAAGGGUAGAUCCUGUGGCUGUUUCCAUGCGGAUGGGAAGACAAGGGUUGGGAAUGGGGACACCUGAGGAGGAUAACAUUGGCGGAAUGAGUGGAAGAAAGGAGACGUUGUAUGAAGCGACGAUGAGAAGGGCUAGAGAAAGAUUCAAUGAGAUAAAUAAUGAUUGA